Molecule: messenger RNA, 6556 nt
Organism: Leptopilina boulardi
Lineage: Eukaryota; Metazoa; Arthropoda; Insecta; Hymenoptera; Figitidae
Product: choline transporter-like protein 1
Exons: 17
Coding region: 295-2214 (639 amino acids)
Biological process (GO): transmembrane transport
Cellular component (GO): membrane
Molecular function (GO): transmembrane transporter activity
Source: RefSeq, a predicted model, not a curated record
AAAAAAAAAAAAACUUUGCUUUUGUACAAGACAUUACAGACACGAACAGUGUAGUGCAUCUAUUAUGAAUUCGGAGACGUAAAUCAAUGUUUUUGAGGGAAUGCAUUGUCAUAGAAAUAAAAUUCUUUGUUAAAAUUUUGUAUUAUUUUUUUGAAGACUAUUGACAAUUUAUAUGAUUAAAUUACUAAAUUAUACUAUUUUUUAUGUUAACCGGGUUAAGUUAAGUAGGUCUUUCGCACUUUCUAUUUAUCAUAUUAAUAAAUCGCAUUAGUAAUAUUAUAUUGUUCAACGUCGAUGGCUACAAGUGAGGUUGUCACUCCCGAGGAGGAAAAACUUAAUCCUACAUGUGUUGACGAAGAUCAAGAGGAUCAAAAAAUCGAAAGUGACCGGGGGCGAUUUUUGUCAAUUCGCUCUCCAUCAGUGACGAAAAUGGGCUGUUGUGGCUGUGGAGAUGAUAAGGUAGAGCCAUCGUCUCCCGAUGAUGAGGAAACUUCUGAUGACGUCAAUCAAGUUUUUUCCAAUGACCGUUCCUGCACUGACAUAUUGGCUUUAAUCAUCUUCAUUAUCGUUUUAUGUGCCUUUGGAUAUUUUAUGAUCGCUGCAGCAAAAAAAGGUGACAUUCAUAGAGUUAUCAAUGGUUAUGAUGAUUGUGCCAAUAUUUGUGGAAGAAUUACUUCAAAGGAAACUGAUCCACAAUUUAGAUGCAAGGGAGCUGACAUGAAAAAUAAGCCGUAUCUUCUGGUUAAUGUUGGAGCUGAUGGAGUGAAAUCGAGAACAUGUGUAACGAACUGUACCAAUUCACCAGAUUAUGUGACUUUUCUGAAUCGUUGCAUUCCAAAAAAAAUUACUGAUUCUGCAGGAUCACUUAUUAAGUCUCUUGGAUUAAAGGAUUUCUUUCACGAAGCAACACGAGAUCUUUCACAAGCAUGGCGUGAAUUAGUUUAUCUUCUUCUAAUCGCUUUAGCCAUUUCUCUGGUAAUUUUAAUUGCUUUUCGAUAUAUGGUACAAUAUGUCAUUUAUAUUGUUCUAUCUGGUGCUGUCGUCGUUUGUAUUGGUGGAACUACAUACCUUUGGUUGGCUUGGUACCAUGAGAAGAAGGCGGUUGAUAAAGGUUUAAUCCAUGAAGAUGACGCGAGCACUACCGAUUAUUUCGUAUAUGCGAUAAUAAUGUCUAUAGUUACAGUCAUCACUAUUCUCGUUGUUCUCGUAAUGCGAAAGAGAAUUGCACUCGUUGUCCAGCUAUUUAGGGAAGCUGGAAAAGCAGUUUAUUCCAUGCCAGCCUUAUUAUUACAACCCAUUUAUACAUACUUAAUGGUUCUUCUGACUGUUUUUGCUUGGGUUUAUUGUAUGAUAUUAAUAGAAAGUGCUGGCGAUCUUUACAAUAAUACGGCAAAAAAUCAUCUUCAUUAUAAAAAAGAUAUAAUUAUCAAAGUUACCAGAUGGUAUAAUAUAUUCAUUUUCUUUGUGAUGUGUGAAUUUUUCUUGGGAUGUCAACACAUGGUUGUUGCUGGUUCAGUUGCACGUUGGUUUUUCACUAGGGAUAAAAAGCAAUUAUCAUUACCAGUGGCAAAAAGUACCUCAACAUUAAUUCGUUUUCAUCUUGGAACUGUGUCAUUUGGCGCAAUGAUAAUUGGAAUCGUUAGAUUAUUGAGAACUAUGUUGGCUUCUGUGCAAAAGAAACUUAAAAAAUAUGACAAUGAUUGCACUAAAGGUAUACUUUGGUGUUGUCAUUGUUGUUUAUGGUGUUUCGAAUGUGCUUUAAAAUUCCUUACCAGAAAUGCAUACAUUGAAACAGCAAUUUACGGAUGCAGUUUUUGCACUGGAGGAAGAAAAGCUUUUCAAGCAUUAUCAAGUAACAUUCUUCGAGUGGCGGCUAUUAAUAGUGUCGGAGAUUUUGUUCUUUUCUUAGGAAAAGUUCUCGUUGUCGCACUCACUGUUGUUGCCGGAAUUUAUUUAAUGCAGAAAAAACCAAAUCUUCAACAUCCGUGGGUACCGAUUUUAAUUGCAGGAAUUUUUGCCUACGUAAUUGCGCACGUUUUCAUUUCAAUUUAUGAGAUGGUGAUUGAUACUAUUUUCAUUUGUUUCUGUGAAGAUUGUGCAAAGAAUGAUGGAAUUAAUCGUCCAUAUUACAUGAGUCGUGGUUUAAUGGAAUUCGUUGAAAAUAGUAAAAAAGCAUUAAAAGUGUUAGAAGAACGACAAGCAUCUACCUCGUAAAUUAAUAUUUUUGCAAAAAUUGCAAAUAAUUUUCAUAUACCUUAAAACGAAAAAGAAAAGUACAUUUUCUAUUUACAAUGUCUAAAAUUGUAAAUUUAUAAUUUACAAAGAAUUUGUAAAUUUGCUUAGAGAUUCGUUUGACAGAACAAUUUUCUAUAUAUAGGUAUAUAUUUAUAUUUAAAUUAUAUAUAAGAAGAUUCAGAUGACCAGUAUUUUUGUUAAGAAUUAUAUUUUAACAUUUUCGACUUCAUCCGCAGUUAAAUUUGGAGAUCCUAAAUAUAUAAAAUGUAGUUUUAAGAGUCAAAAACAAAUAUUUAUUUCAAUAGUAGAGUGGUUUAAAAAAAUGAAAAAAAAGAUGUCAGAACUUAGCUCUCUAAUUUUAAUAAAUUAGAAAGUAAUAACAAAGGAAUUAAAAUUUUUUAAACCACUCUAAUGUCUAGUAAAUGGAAAAUUAAUGCCUUAAAUUUUUUCCAAUUGUUUUAAAAGCAAAAAGAAAAACAAAAAUUUCUCAUAUUUUGCCCUAAAAUUUAUACUUUGUUAAAAUAAUCGUUUGUAAGCUUCCAAAAAAAAAAAAAAAAAGAUUAUUUACAUAAUGAAAAAAAAGUCAAUUUAAUUAAAAGAAAACAUUUUAAAAAUGCUUUUUCUUAUUGCAAAGACUGCUUUAAAGCUCGACUGAUUUUUCAGCUUUUUAACUAAUAUUGUUAUAGAAAUAUAAGAAAAAUGUUGAAUGUGUGAUAAAGAUAAAUAUUUCCAUUAUUCAAGAACAAAAUUCAUUAGAAAACUUUUUAUUUUUUAACAUUUAAUUUUAUAGAGUGAUUUAGAAUUAUUAAGUUUUUAUUGUAAAAAAAAUGAACAUUGCGAAUUGUUCACUUUUUAUUACAGGGUGGCUAUUAAAACUUAAAAAAAAGAAAUCCCGCGUUUUUCAGGUACAUAAAAAAUGUAUACUACUAACAAAAAACAAAAAACAAAAUGUAAUUAUGAUUUAUAAAGAAAUGUAUCUUCUACCUUAGUCUGUAACCGAUGCAUCAUAAAAAUUUUGAACGAUGAGAUGUGAUGGAAACACACGCGAUUUAAAAAUUUUCGAACACUCCCGAAAUCACGUUUUAAUUAAAUAAAAACAAAAUACUUUUUCUAAAAAAUUUAAACGAUUGCAAUUUUAAGAAUUUCGUACACUCCCGGAACAAAAAUUUACUAAAAUUACUAAAAUGAUUUAAACACUCUCGAAGAUACGAUAAAGGAAAUAUAUUUGCAUAGAGUAUUUAUAAUUAUAAAAUUUACACUCCCGUUGGCAACGCGUCUAAACAGGUCAAUACACGAAUUGCAACUGAUUUAAUUAUUUUUGGAAUUUUCAAUCCGCCCAUUUGUUUAUGACCUUCGGCUUAGGGCACCCCUUUUCAACUUGAAUAUUAUAAACACACAGCUCGGGAUGCAGGUAUAAAAAUAAUUCCAAAAUUGUAUUGACACAAUUAAAAUAACUUUGAAAUUAUUAUUUUUUUUUUAAAUAUUAAAUAUCAUUUUACUUAUACUUUACACAGGGACGUUAGAAAUAUUGAUAUCAAUACUUAUUGAGUUUUUGGGGUCGUUGAUUUCGAAUUACUUCACUUUAUAUUGAAAUCGAACACAUUUUUUAUUACUGAUCUACUAUUUUAUUACUGUGUGACCAUAAAAUUUCACCAUUUCUACCGUCAAAGGAGUACUAAAAUAAUCAAAUUGUUUAACAUUUUUGAUAAAAAUUUCUAAAGAGACGCGUACUUUAAAGGAUUUUCUGCAGGGUUAAAAUUUGUAGGCUAUUUCGGAUCCGCCAUGUUGAAUUAUUGAAAAGUAACUUCAGAUUCGUAACCGGCGACCGCAAAAACCCCCGAGUAACAAAUUUCAGAUAAAUCCAUUGAGUUUUUGAAAAAAUUGUCCGCCAUAUUGGAUCCGCCAUUUUGAAUUUUUGAAAACUUAUACCGUAUUCAUGUUUAGUGACCCAAAACACAUAAGUAUAUGGUGCAGAAAUAAAAAUAAUUCAUCAAUAUAUUAUUUUUUGCAAAAUAGUGUUUUUUAAGUCUUUUUUAGUGGAAAAUCGCAAUUUUGUCGUCCGCCAUCUUAAAUUUUGAAAUUCGCAACUAUACAGUUUUGUAACUGGGUAUUUGAGGACGCGAUAUUUUGGGUUCCGGAGCAAAUUAACUGUCGUUUUCCAUGUCAAAAUAUUUUUUGAAUAAAAAUUUUUUUGCAGAAAAUCAUGUUUUUUUUUGCAAUAAAAUUGUUAUAAAUAUUAAGGAUUUAAUUAUAAUUAAAUUUGGACUUCAGAAUCGAAAAGAACGAUAAAUUUUACGUUAGAAAUGGGCUAUCCUGCAUUUUUUAAAUUAUUUUUUCAUAUAGAAUAACAGCUGCUAAGUGAAGGUAAAUUUUUCGUCCUGGCGGUCGUUAAUGGGUUAAGGGGGGAACACCAGUUGUAACUUUCGAAAAAUCAAUUUUUUUUUUUGUGCAUUUUCUUAAAGUACACAUAUUUAGAAAUGUGUCUGUAAAUUUCAAAGUUGAUCCGGUGAAAAAUAAAUGAGAUAUACAGAACACUGCAUCGGCGCGUCCCGUGGCUUCAUACAAGGUGGCCAGCCAUAACUGACCCUAACGACAGAUGGCCUUUUCCUAUGAUUUAGAAACGGCAACCACUGCGGAAGAGUUAUUAUAUGGUCCAAGAAUCGAUGACUCUUUGUAACUUGGAAACAAAAUUUCUUCUGAACAAAAAAAAGUAAGUUGAAACUUUGAAUGCGUUUUUCUCAAAAUGACAUUUUCCAAGUCGGUGACCACGAUUACUCGAAUACCAUUAAACCGAUUUAUUUAAAAUUUAGUGUGCUUCAUUUACACAUAUAAGUCUAGUUCGUGAUCGAAGGAUUUUUUUUUUUAUGCAAAACUUUUUUUUAUAUAGCUGAAAAUCGACCGUAUUUUUUUAACGAAAAUCAUACUUUUGACUUUGACAGGUCGCCAUUUUGUCAAAUUUUUUUUUUUUUUUAAAUCCUUCGAUCACGAACUAGAUAAUCUUAUAAUAAAUGUAAAUCAAUUUCAUUUUUGUAUUUCAGACGAAGUAUACUUGCAGAAUGCUGGUCACCGCAAUUCGCCUUUUUUCUUAAGACGCCACUUCAAUGGCUCAUAUCUCCAAAAGUUUUUGUUAAAAAAAUUUUUUUUUUCUUUUAAAUUACAGCUUUUUACAUGUACUUUUAACUAAUAAAUAGUAUUCUUUAAAAAGAUUCAUUGUUCUUUUGGAAAAUAUUCUUGAAAAAAGCAUUAUUUUUUGAGUUACAACUGGUGUUCCCCCCUUAAGAUCACGUGAUUGUUGUGAUUUCCCAUGUAAAAUAUUCUCCAAAGGUUUUCUCACAAAAUACUUGAUAGAUUGAGGUAAAAUUUUAUGGAGGACUUAAAAAUAAUAUAAAGAUUCGUUGUCAUGUGCCAGAUUAUAUUAAUGUUUUGUUAAAAAAUUUAUUUUAAAUAUAAUUACAUAUUUGCUAACUGCAAUCCUAUUGUUGCCAUAUUGAAUUUUCCUCCAAUAUAUGUAAUUAUUUAAAUAUAAAUUUUUUAACAAUUUAUUAAUACUCUGGCACAUAACAGCGAUUCCUUAUAUACUAUUUUAGAAUUCUCCACAAAAUUUUAGCUCAAUCUAUUGAAAUAUUUUAGAAGAAAACCUACGGAGAAUAUUUAAAUAUGUGAAAUCACAACAAUCACAUAACCUUAAAAAAUUUUGAUAACAUAAGUUUAGAACAUUCAAUAUUUCUAAUCUUGCUGUGUAAGGUGUUGUAAAGUUUCCAAAAAGUCUUUAUGUACACUCGUGGCCAGAUAUGCUUACACAUAUUUGUCCUUUUCUAACACACGUGUUGCCAUGACAACACGUGAGUUAGAAAAAGACAAAAAUGGGUAAGCAUAUCUGUCCACGAGUGUAUUUAUGUGGUUUAUUUUUAAGAAAAAUAAAUUUUUGCCGCUAAUUUAAAAUAAUAUUACAUAGUUAUAAUACCAAGUAAAUAAAUUUGAUAUUUAAUAAAAAUAUCAUUACAAUUCCUGGUUUUGACAAAAAAAUUUCGUCUUUUUUCUGAUCAUGAUGCCACCCUGUUGAUAAAAGAAUAAAAUAUUGUUAUUUCGUUCAAUAUUCGAUCUACAAUAAAAUGUUUACGGUAGAUUUAAGUUUUUUUUAUAACAAUUAGCAACGAGGUAUGAUAUAUAUUUUUAUAUAUUAUAAUGUACGAUAUAUAGAUAAGCAUUAUUUGCUUUCUAUUUCACUUGACACGCACAUUAAUAUUUUUCUACGUCCAUUAUAUUAUAUAAUUGUAAUAAUAAUUUCAGUAAUAAUAUUAAAAAAAUUUUAAUCUUUCAA